Molecule: messenger RNA, 1879 nt
Organism: Nilaparvata lugens (brown planthopper)
Lineage: Eukaryota; Metazoa; Arthropoda; Insecta; Hemiptera; Delphacidae
Gene: Ns1
Product: guanine nucleotide-binding protein-like 3 homolog
Exons: 10
Coding region: 133-1827 (564 amino acids)
Cellular component (GO): nucleolus
Molecular function (GO): GTP binding
Source: RefSeq, a predicted model, not a curated record
CGUUAAAGCCUUUUCUUUCUUUAUUGAUGUCAAGAUUGAAUUUAUAAACACGUGUGUGUAAUUCUAGAGAAUUAUUAUUAUUUUUUAUUUAUAUACUUUAACACACUUUAAUUAUUAAACGGAAAUUCUACAAUGGCGAAACUUUGUUUGAAAAAGAAAAGUAAACGAACACCUGCCAGACUACGGUAUAAAAUUGAGAAAAAAGUAAGAGAACAUAAUAGGAAGUUGCGGAAAGAAGCAAAGAAAACUAAAGGCAAAGUAUCAAAAAAACCUAUACUAGUUCCUAACAUAUGUCCUUUCAAGGAAGAUAUUCUGAAAGAAGUGGCGGAAGCCAAGGAAAGGAAAGAACGUGAGAAGAGGGAGAGAAAGGAGUUACUUAAAGCCGAACGAAAAGCUAAAAUGACAUCAGAAAAACUUGAAUCGCUUGUCAUGAAUUCAGAGGCGCAAGAUAUCGAAAUGAAAGAAAAUAUCAAUAUAAAUUUGAGUAAUCCAAGCAAGCUCACAGUUGUUGAAAAAGCUAAUAAUUCGACUCGAGCAUUUGGAAAAGAAUUCAAAAAGGUGGUUGAAGCAGCCGAUGUAAUUCUGGAAGUGGUGGAUGCUAGAGAUCCGCUGGGAACAAGGUGUGAACAAGUCGAGCAAGCAGUCAGGGACUCCGGUCGCAAACGAUUGAUCAUAGUACUGAAUAAAGCAGAUUUGGUUCCGAGGGAUAUCCUGAAUAAAUGGAUAAAAUAUUUGAGGCAUAGCUUCCCAGCGGUUCCAUUCAAAGCGAGCACUCAGUCGCAAGCAAAACGUCUGGGACGUCAGAAGCUGAGGAAGCAAACGCCCAAAGAAGGCUUACAGGUGUCUCAGUGCGUGGGAGCUGAACUCCUCAUGUCAUUGUUAGCCAACUACUGCAGAAAUAAAGGAAUCAAAACGUCUAUUACUGUUGGAAUCGUCGGCCUUCCGAAUGUUGGAAAAAGCAGUAUUAUUAACAGUUUGAAAAGGAAGCGUGCAUGUAAGGUUGGGAGCAUGCCUGGUAUAACGAGGCAGAUGCAGGAAGUGCAACUGGAUCAGAAGAUAAAGCUGGUGGACAGCCCUGGAGUGGUGCUGACUAGUGGAGGCACUGCGUUCGACGCACUCAAAAAUGCUUCCCGGGUAGAGCAGCUCCAAGAUCCCAUUGGUGUUGCUACCGUCAUACUUAGCAGGGCUACUAAACAACAGAUGAUGAAUAUGUAUGACAUUCCAUCUUACGACACACCCACCGAGUUUUUCACUGCCAAGGCAAAGCGUCAUGGACGAUUCAAGCGUGGAGGAAUACUUGACUUGGAAGGCGCUGCUAAAUCACUAAUCGACGAUUGGAACUCGGGAAAAAUUCGAUACUACACAGAACCACCCGUAGAGGAAGGAACAGUGCAUGUAUCAAGUGCCAUAGUUGAACAACAGGCAGCUGAAUUCGACCUGGACAAAGCCGCCUAUGAAACCAUGGAAGUGAAUGUGUUGGAUAAUCUCAAUGACCUUCAGUCCAAGGUCACUUCAAUGGAUGAAGAUAAUCAAUCAGAUAAUAGAAAUUUUGUCAUCACCACUGAAAACACCGAUGUUCUGGAAAAAAGAGAGGGAAGUAACAAGAAGAAGAGGAAAAGAAAUAGGAAUAAGAAGGAGAAGAGACAAAGUUUGGAUAAAAAAACUGAAUUGGAAGACGAACAGACACUUCUCCCAGGCAACCAGAAGCUAAAAAAACUUCAAGUUUUGGCUCAGAAAAAGCAGAGGAAAGAAAAAGCAAGAAGAGAGCGAGAAACAUCAGCCCUAGCCAAUGUGCUUGAGAAUUGGACCCUAACAAAUGAUUCUUGAUUUACCUUGAAUCAAACUUUGUAAAUAGUUUUAUAUAAAUAAAAUUUCACUU